This is a messenger RNA of Octopus bimaculoides (California two-spot octopus), 369 nucleotides long. RefSeq lists its product as uncharacterized. The record is from RefSeq and is a predicted model, not a curated record. NCBI's taxonomy places the organism in Eukaryota, Metazoa, Mollusca, Cephalopoda, Octopoda, Octopodidae.
AUGGGUAUAACAGACGUCUUAGGUGUCUUGUCUAUCUAUAGCGUCUUAGGUGUCUUGUCUAUCUAUAGCGUCUUAGGUGUCUUGUCUAUCUAUAGUGUCUUAGGUGUUUUGUCUAUCUAUAGCGUCUUAGGUGUCUUGUCUAUCUAUAGUGUCUUAGGUGUCUUGUCUAUCUAUAGUAUCUUAGGUGUCUUGUCUAUCUAUAGCGUCUUAGGUGUCUUGUCUAUCUAUAGCGUCUUAGGUGUCUUGUCUAUCUAUAGCGUCUUAGGUGUCUUGUCUAUCUAUAGUGUCUUAGGUGUUUUGUCUAUCUAUCGUGUCUUAGAUGUCCAGUAGGUGGGCGUGCUCUCCUCGGGUUAAGUUUAGAGAGAUGUU